Molecule: messenger RNA, 411 nt
Organism: Durusdinium trenchii
Lineage: Eukaryota; Dinophyceae; Suessiales; Symbiodiniaceae
Source: the annotation of a GenBank genome assembly
AUGGGCUACCGUGGCAUCGAAAUUGACAUCUGUGAAGAUGCGCAGGAUGCGAAGAAACAUGCAUCAGAGUUAGCAGGAGAGAUUGAAAAAGCCGUGACUGCAGGACAGAAUGUUCUGAUCCCGUUUGCGCAAGAGGAAGACUUGCCUCUUCUGCCAAUCAGAGGUACACCCUUCGAGAAACUCAUGGUUGCAACGCUUCAGAAUACCAGCAUGAUUGGAGUCUACGCGGUGCAUGCGGAGCCAGGUGCCGGAAAGUCAACUGCCGCAGCACUGGCAGCGCUUGAACUGUUAGGGAGAGAGACGAAGGAUAUAAUCGUGCUUUUGCAGAACGACUUUGAACGGCAACUAAAGAGCUUCUUGCCAAUGUGGAGUUCACUACAGAAAUUGUUCGCCCCCUCUUCACCAUUCUGA